Molecule: messenger RNA, 2759 nt
Organism: Hermetia illucens (black soldier fly)
Lineage: Eukaryota; Metazoa; Arthropoda; Insecta; Diptera; Stratiomyidae
Product: digestive organ expansion factor homolog
Exons: 4
Coding region: 179-2668 (829 amino acids)
Biological process (GO): maturation of SSU-rRNA from tricistronic rRNA transcript (SSU-rRNA, 5.8S rRNA, LSU-rRNA)
Cellular component (GO): small-subunit processome; nucleolus
Molecular function (GO): U3 snoRNA binding; rRNA binding
Source: RefSeq, a predicted model, not a curated record
UCUCAGGAAGGCGCAUUUUAAAUAAUCUUUGGAAAACAUCCUUUCAUCCACCCCCCUUUCACACACACAAACACAUUCUCAAUCCCAAUAACACGUGCUUCUGAACUGUCAAUCGCAACUCUAGCACCACAGAAAAGUGUAAAUAAACCGCGGCACUCGUUCACCCGCUUAAACCAAGAUGCCUCGUUUUAAGAAAAACAACCCAAGACAUCGCGGUAAAAAGUUCUAUGGACCAAAUAAAAAGAUCAAGAAAUUACAACCGGCGGACUUCGAUAGGAAAAAGAAAAACGCGAAGUUCAUUAAGCGUAGCAAGGAAGCGGAAGAGGCUCAACGGAGGCAGAAGUUAGUCGAGGAUAAGUACAGAUCGAAGAGCACUAAGCCUGUGGAGGAGUUCGAUGACUCGAUGUCAGAAACUGAGGAGCAUGUGAAUCCAUUUGAUCAACUGGUGGCCGGAUUUCGGCAAAAUAAUGAAGAAAAUGGCAAAUACAGAGUGAUCGACAGUUCGGAUGAUGAAACUGAUGAUCAACAGGCUGACUCCGAUGAGGAAGAUGAAGAAAUGGAAGCCGAAGAGAUGAGCGAAGAGUCAGAUGCAUCUAUUGAUGAAGAAAUCGAAGACAUUGAAGAUCAGGAAGACGAAACUGAAGAAGGAGAAGAAGAAGCUUCAGGCGAUGAAUUCGAAGAUGAUAUGAGUGAUAAUUCUGCGGAAGAUUCAGAUGAUGAAAAUGAUAACAAUGAUGUCGAAGAUGAUAGUCUUGCUGCUGACGAAAAAGAACAGCAAAUCGAAGAGGAAGAGCUCGAUGAAGAAACCGAACGCAUAGAAACUAACACCAAAUCAAAAUCAAACGAUCUAUUCUCACUACAUUUGGACCACGACAUUUCAUCAGACCUAUUUGAAUCUUUAGCCGCGAAACCACCGGUAAUACGUAAAGAUCGUUUAGAGUGGCCGAUUCUGGGCAAUUUGCAAAUAGAAAUUCCAACAACGAAUAAAACCUCAAAACCAGGCAAGAAGAAUUCUCAGCCUCGUUCAAAUAAAAAAAGUCUUCUAGAUGAAGUAGAUGUUUUUGCGACUGAAGGGGAGUUACCUACACUUUUAAGUCAUAAAACAUUUGAUUUCGAUAAGUGCAACGUAAAAUCCCAACUACAAUCCAAUUUUACAUUUGCGAACAGUGCAAAUGCUUCAACCCAUAUUAUAACCCCACUCCAAGCUGAGCUAUUCUCCGUGAUGAACAACUAUCAGGAUUUAUUCUAUCCAAAUCGGACACUGCAAAAUGGCGAAGAAAUCCGUCUAUUGUAUUCAUUGCAUGCAUUGAAUCAUAUGCUGAAGACGAGAACGAAAAUUUUGCACCACAAUGCGAAACUUACAGCGGCCGCCAGCAGCAACAAGGAAAAUGCAAUAGUUCCUGACACAUAUCGAGAUCAAGGACUUGUUCGACCCAAAGUGCUGAUUUUGCUUCCCUUCAGAGAUUCAGCUUAUCGUGUGGUUAAUAUGUUUGUGAAAUUGCUAUUUGGAGAGAAAGAGGAACACGCGAAGACUAGUGGUGGCGUUAUAAAUUACAAACGCUUCGAAGAAGAAUUCACCGGCGAUUCAAUUCGCUUCCCUACACACAAUCCUAAACCUGAAGAUUAUGAAAAGACAUUUGCCGGCAACACAGAUGACACCUUCCGAAUCGGCAUUUCCUUUACAAAGAAAUGCAUAAAACUCUACACGGAAUUCUACUCGUCCGACAUCCUAAUAGCUUCACCACUGGGUCUUCGUAUGAUCAUCGGUGCACCAGGCGAGGCAGAGCGUGACUUUGACUUUCUCGCAUCCAUUGAACUACUCAUUCUGGAUCAAGCUGAAUUAUUUCUGGCUCAGAAUUGGGAUCAUCUGCUGCAUGUCUUCGAUCAUCUGCAUUUGCAGCCUCAAUCUGUUCGCAGCACUGAUUUCUCUCGCGUCCGAUCGUGGAGUUUGAAUGGAUGGGCCCGUUUCUAUCGACAAACGUUACUCUUCACGUCACAUGAGCUUCCAGAAUUUCGAUCAUUGUUUAACAGUCGCUGCGCUAAUUAUAGAGGCAAAGUGCGUGCUGCUAAUCCAAUUAUCGACGGAUCGAUUCGGCAUGUUAUUACACAGAUACCACAGGUGUUUCAUAAAAUUGAUGUAUCAUCCAUUGAGUCUUCGUUUGAUGUGCGAUUCAAGUACUUCAUAAAUGAAAUUCUUCCACAGUUCACCGGCCCCUCAAUGGCGCACUGUAUGAUUUAUGUUCCGAGCUAUUUCGAUUUCGUCCGUUUGAGAAACCAUUUCAAAACGGAGACUAUGAACUUUGUACAAAUCUGUGAAUAUACCAAGGACGCGAAAAUUGCUCGCGCUCGUGAUAUGUUCUUUCAUAGUGCAGCCCAUUUCCUACUAUAUUCAGAACGUGCACAUUUCUUCCGACGAACAAGGAUUAAGGGUAUACGACAUUUAAUUAUGUAUCAGCCCCCAUUCUGGCCUCAUUUGUAUUCGGAAAUGGUGAACUUAAUGCAGGAUAGCAAUCAAAAUCCUCGAGAUGGUCUGGAAUCAUCUAUGUCUGUGACGAUAUUGUAUACAAAGUAUGACAUGUUACAAGUAUCAGCUAUUAUUGGGACGGAACGAGCUGCAAAAAUGUUCAAGUCACCGAAGACGACGUGUAUGUUUAUGACAGGUGACUGAACUUGAUGUUUAUAGCCACUUUGGUGGAAAUAGAAAAGUGAUUGUACAUAAAACGUUUCUCUAGUUGUAAUAAAUAUGUAUUAAGUAAUCA